GUAGAAUUUGAAUUUUUGAAUCGUGCGGUCACAUUGUUAAAAUCCAAGUCUAUUCGAACGUAAAAUAAGAUUGUCUGAUCAAAUUACAGGAUCAAUUUUCAUUAAUGAUCAUAAUUGUGGCUAUUUGAAGAAAUAAAAAAAAAUUAAGUGAAUGGAAUAGUGUCUUGUAUCCGAUGAUUGUUCAUUUCCUGACUGUAUCGGAAAUUAUUUACGAAAAUUAAAUUUCAUUCCGAAUAAAAAUCAACAUUUUAUCAUCUGAGGAUAUUUUACAUUUAAAUUGGAUUUUUAUUUUGUGAAUAAUAUUCAAAACAGAAAAUAAAAGUUUGGCGAAAUUUAACAAUUUAAAUUUGUCGUCAAAUGUGAAAAUCUUCGCUGACACACAUAAAAUACUCAAGUGCUUAAGUAAAUAAUGGUCGUUUCUGUUAUGUAUUAAUGUGCUAUUCUCCCAGUGACAUCUUCUUAAUUUAAGAAAUUUGGAGUAAACGAAAAUGCGGAUAUCAUUUCUUGUACUCCCAUCGCUAAUACUAGCAGUAUCAGCAGCCACCACAUCAUCCCCAAAAACAGAAAAUGCAACAAAAACAGCGAAAAAAGAAACUCGAGAUAAACGAACUGUUGAUCAGUUCGGCCGAAGUCUGAAUUCACACUUUAGUAAUAAUUUUAAUUUUAACUAUGGCUCGCCAUCAAUAUCGAAACGAAUAUCGAACGCCCCCAAAUACGACAAUUCAUUUUAUUCCACCAAUUCAUUUGCAUCACCACAAUUCGCCCAAAGCGAUUUCAACUACAAUGGAUUGGUCAAGGAUUUCGAUUCGCACGGUUCGAAUUUCAUUCAUGAACCACCACACUAUGCACCGCAGUAUCUUGAAGCACCGGAACCAAUUAUCGAAAUUAUAAUUAAGGAAAGCAACGAGUCGCUUCCGAUCACUCCACAACCGUAUGUGCAACAAAAGAAGCCGAAGGAGCAAGUUCAAGUGUUUUACGUUAAAUAUAAGAAGGACGAUCAAAAGGGCGGACAGCUGGUUAUUGAUGACCCUAUUCCUGCAUUAUCUCCCGAAGCAUAUCAUCAGGAACAUGAAAGUAACGACGAGGUAGAUGAUGUUUCGUAUCCAGUAACACAACCACCUCCUCUGAAAACUACAACUCUUCGAACAAUCAUCCAUCCCGAUUCGGAAAAGUUCCAUAGCAACAGUGGCAUAUAUGUCACAUUUAAUUCGGAAAGUAAACACAAUCAAGCGGAUCACAGCUAUCAAGAACACUUCGAAGAGAGCUCCAUUCAACAAGUUGUGGCCAAUUCGGAUCAGCAGCAAUACCAUCAGCAAUACUUCAAUCCCAAUACACAUAUCCAGCAAAAACAAUUGAAAACAGCGAACCCAAACCCGAACAACUACAAUGAAAAUGCAGGGCCGAAUAAUUACAACAACGAGAAUCACACACCAUAUCAUUUAAGCUAUCAACAGCUUCCUCACCAACAUGGACCCACUCAGGCUUUCCGUGAAAAUCACGAUCAUUUUUAUCGCAGACCACCACCACCACAUCAGCCACCAUCACAACCAGCGUAUCAACCACAGCCACAACAAUCACAUCCUCCCCAUCCUCCCCAUCCACAAUUUCAACAAGAGUUUUCGAAGCCCAGCCACUCAUUCGAUAAGCAACAAUUUACGGAGGGCCAAACAUAUCGAUUCCAGUCACACCCGAAUCAGCAUCAGACGCAAUUUAAAAAGCCGUCACGACCUAAACCCAUUCCAAUUCCGCUACACAACGAAGAACAACAGUCAUACACUCAGCUAACACGUCCGUCUCAACAACAAACACACCAGCAAUACGCUCAGCAAGAACAAUUUUCACAAAAUCGUCCACCAGUUAACGCUCCAUCGCACAACAGUCCUCCACCACAAUUCCAGCAACCGUUCAAUCACUUCCAAGAGUAUAAUCGAAAUACGAAUCGAUUCUAUCAGCAGAAUGUUCAGAGCGGAAGUUCAGCUCAACAACAAAAUCCACCCAACUUCAAUGUAAACACAGAGGAUCAUCGACCAUUUUUACCAAGUUCCAAUUUUAAUGUUGAAAGUCAGAGACCCAGCAUACCAACCCAAAUUUUUAAUUCAGAUGUUAGACAAAACUAUCGUCAACCAGAAAUAGUUACAGGAGCUGAACUAGUCCAAUCACUGCCAAAAUAUGAACAGCAUAUCACUGAGACAAUACCAGCCACUCCAAACAAUCAGAUUUAUCGCCCGUUAGUACAAAGUCAUCCACAGCAAACACCGUCCGAAUAUAGACAUACAACAGCAUCUGAACAGCAGUUUGUGCAAACGAACAACUCUAAUCAGAUGCAAAUUGUUCUGCCAGUUAACUAUCAGCCGAAUCCUUACAGUGUAGAUCCAUACAAAUUACCUGAGUAUAUCACCCAGCCACGAGACAAUCAGCAGAGCCAACAGAGAUUACCCGAAUCGAAACCGCAGUAUUCGCCCCUUGCUGUGCCAAUAAAACAGAAUUUAAAACCAGGCCAAAGUGUGUCAACACUUGCAGAUGAAGUUUUUUCUAGUCUAACUUCGGCACACCAGAGUAACUUUCAACAAAAUGGAAAUAACCAACAAAUAACUGGAAGGAAUAAAGUUUCCGUUCAAAAAACUGUCUCGGUAACACAAAGGCCAUCGGAGACCACAUACGAAGCUAAAACUACUACAACGACUACCGAACGUCCCCCAUCAAGACCAUCAACCACUUCUAAGUCAAGUAAAAAGGCCCAAUUAGAGCUGCCUGACGAAGUACCUGACGAUCUGCGGCAAUCGCUCAUCUCGUCCGGUAUACUUGACAACGCCGACAUUAGCAUUCUCGAUUACGAUAAAAUUGGAGAUGUACCGAUCGAAUCUCUCCCUCCAGAGCAUUUAGCCAAUUUUUACGGUGCAGGAGGCGCCUCGCAAAUAUCCAGUUCGAACAAAGUCGUCACUGUAGUGAAACCGAAUGGUGAACAAGUGCAUGAAAAGGAAUACAAAGCGAAACCGGAUACUGAGCAAAAAAUUUCGGCUAGACUACCUAAUGUUGACCUGAAAGUAGUUCGAUUCGAUUCAAAUAAUCAACGAGCUGUUACUGACAAGUACAUCAAACUUAAUUCUACAGUUCUACCCUCCGUUGAUAUCGCCGACCAGCAGUACAAUCGUUAUCUGCCCCUAAAGGUGAAUGGAGCUCAAUUUCCCAUACCGAACGUCGAAGAGCUGAUAGGAAAAACGAUUUCAAGUGUAGUUGUUCUGGCGCCGGUCGAUACAAAUCUACAAAACAUUGAUGAAGGUCUUGAGGGACGAUUUGAACGAGAUGUUUUGGACUCGAAACAAAUUAAAUUUGUUGCUGGUGAUUCACUGAAACAGCUGAUUAAGAAACCCACAAAGGAAAACUUUAAGAAAUGGUUAGACAAAGAAUCGAAGACAGAUGUUGAUUUGCAGAGUGUAGUGCUGUUGGUGACACAGGACAACAAUGACAAUGCUAAAGAAAUCUACAUGUACGACAUCGGAUUGCAAAGAGUGAACAAGUUAAGUGGUGAAUUGUCGAGUGCCUUUGUUGAUGUUGCAGAAGAAAAUGCCAGCGCACAAGAUAUGGACAAUGUGUCACUAUCGGAUAGUGGCAUCAUCGAACAAAUGUCAACCAAAAUUAGUCGAAGUGACGAAAACAGUGGAGCCGAGAAUUUCGACGAUGAAAGCGAUCAUGAAUCACAACAAGCUUCCGAAAUCGUUUCCACUUACAUAAAACCGACCGCUGAAGAAAAGGAAAACGUUAACCAAAUUGUUAUUAAUUCUGGAUACAGUGUCAUUACCCAUUAAGUAAGAUAAUUUAUAUGUUUGAACUGAAUAAAGAAGAGGAAAAAAUUAUUC
Molecule: messenger RNA, 3857 nt
Organism: Bradysia coprophila
Lineage: Eukaryota; Metazoa; Arthropoda; Insecta; Diptera; Sciaridae
Source: RefSeq, a predicted model, not a curated record